Messenger RNA from Morone saxatilis (striped sea-bass), 1901 nucleotides. RefSeq lists its product as uncharacterized. The coding region runs from base 269 to 1039 and encodes 256 amino acids. Lineage: Eukaryota; Metazoa; Chordata; Actinopteri; Moronidae. Gene Ontology annotation, biological process: receptor recycling; endosome organization; retrograde transport, endosome to Golgi. Gene Ontology annotation, cellular component: early endosome; recycling endosome; trans-Golgi network. The transcript has 4 exons. The record is from RefSeq and is a predicted model, not a curated record.
UGUUACCAGGAAGUGGGUCGAGUUAUUUAUAUUUCAACACUCGUCCUCUCGUACUCAAGGGAGAGUACCGGUGGUAGUAACCUGAAACUAUAUAUUCAAACAUUGUCAGGUUCUGGAUGCGUCGAAAACUGAUAGAGAACAACUGGCUUCAUGUUCAGGAAUGCUGAGGACCAGGAGAGAAUAUCUGUAAAUGUAGAUAAUGAUGUAAAUGCUGUGUGGGAGGGUAAAGUGACCCUGUGAGCGAUUCAACACUGGCAGAGGCGUUGAGAUGAAACUCCAUGAGAAGAUUUUGACCCAUUACCUAUCAUGCACCUCUCCGGUAGAUAAAGAGGGAUAUCUCUACAAAAAGAAAGAGCGAACUGCCACCUACCACCGACGGUGGUUUGUCCUGAAGGCAAACCUGCUUUUCUACCAGGAGCGCCCAGCUGACCGACACCUGCUGGGGGUCAUCGUGCUGGAGGGCUGUGUGGUCCGGCGCUCCGAGUCUGAUGGACAGUUUACCUUUUCCCUGGUGUUUGAAGGUCCUGGACUGAAAACCUACAGGUUUGCAGCAAGGGAUCAUCAGACUCAAGAAAGUUGGGUGAAAGCUUUGCUCUCAGCCAGCCACUGUUACCUCUCCCUGCUGGUGAGAGAUCUGGGGAGGCAGUAUGAAGAAGCUAAACAACAAGGCUCUGGUGAAUCCCGCCACAGCUCCUCUGUCAGUGCCCUCAAACCAUCUACAACCACCUUCUACUUGCCCUCCACAGGGGUCAGGGAGGGGAGAAGCUUGAGUGCCAGCACUGUUUUACCAGCACCCUCUAAAGUGGUAGCUAGAAAGUCUCCUAAACUGUGGCACAGGAGAAAUGCUCAUGUCACACCACUUAAUGGACCGGCGCCUUUGUAUGGCGAGUGGCCUCUGGUGGGGUUUGAUCCACUUGAGGAGUUUAGCAAACUUCAUGAUUAUUACGGCCAGGAAGUGAAGAAAGCAAGAGAGGAAUGGGUGAAGAGUCGACAAGCAAAAGAGGAGCACAGCGAGGGAGACCUCAUCGACCUGGGGUGAAAAAACAAACCGGUGUCCAGUUCAGAGACUCAUUUAAGAGGAAAUGAGAUGGAGUGCUUUGUGUGUGUUAAAAAGGAACUCAACCUGAAGUGUUGUGAGUUAUUCUCCUGUUUAAGAACAUAUUGUCCAGACACCUGUAAAUGCUAAAUGUUCCUUCCAUUUCAUAUGAGUUUCUGCCUACAGAUAUUGUACUUUAUAGGAUAUUUGUAACAUUUCAGCUGUUUCACUUUGUCUACAUAUGUAAUAUUUUUAACAAUUCAUGAACAGGAAGAUUUUUCUUUUGUGCCUAAACCGAACCAAACCUCAACCACAGUGGUAAAUAUCAGAAAACGGUUGUCGAAGCUCAACUAAGCUGUUGAGAUGUCACAAAUAAUAUAUAAACUACCUGUAGGUUGCUAAUUUUUCUGAUUUAGCUGUAAAUUUGCCUUAAAGUAUCCAUGGGAUGCAACAAAAGUCAGGCAGAUAUCUGCACAUUUUGGACAAGAAGCAAUGUGCAGACAGGGCUUUUUUUUUGUCUCUAUUCUAUUUAAGUGAAAGCUGUGACAUUGUAAUAGUGACCCUGAAACUGAAGCAGCUAAAUAGAAUUCAGCCAUCAUUAUUUUAUUUAUUUUUGUAACUUUUGCUUUUACUGCUUUUCAUACUGUAACAUGUCUUCCAUGAAAAAUUCCUAGUCUUUGUUUGUUCUCUAAGGUAGUUUGAACCUGCAGCUAGUUGCAUAUGCACUGAGCAGUUUAGUACUCACAUGUGGUGCAAUUAACAAUUUUAUCCAUGGCAUAAAAGGGCCUUUUUAAACCAGUAUUAAGCAAAGAGUGUUAUAUAUUUUUCAUUGCAUGAAAAAAUUAAAUUGAUCUGCCGACUUAAA